CUGCAUCGCGUAUGUACUGUAGUGCCAGUGCCAGUGCCAGUGCAAGUCCUCUGUGCAAGUCCCUGUCCGUUCGAGUUCUUUCCGUGCAUCCCAUACCACCCACUCUACUCAACUGCGAUUUCGAUUCAUCCAUCCCCGCGACAGGACAGCCGACUUUGGAUUCUUUAGAUCCUACUAUACACACUACACUAAUUACCCGCUUUCGAGCACAGUACAUAGUUCCCUACACACAUACCUGUCGACCCCCACACGACACUCGGCCACCAGCGACCCACGAGCGGCAGCCGCCUUGCAGAGACCUUGUAGAGAACAAGUACCAGUACAUACCAGUACAGUUCUCGGCAAGCCCAAGCGCAAGAUUCUACCAUCCAGUAGCCUUCAGUGGUCUUCACAUGAACAUGGCGAGCCAAGGUACCAUCAUGUACAGGUUACCUGCGCAAGCGCCAGCGACUGGAGGAGGAGGAGGAGGAGUGGUACUUGGUAGAGUAGGCAGAGUAGGCAGAGUACAUUUUUCUUUUCUUUUCCCAAUAACCACGCUAGAUUCUGCGGUCUCCUCUAGAUCUGCACUUUUUCUUACAGGCCUUGGAGCCUUGGGGGAGGGGGGUAGUAUCUUGCUCUAUGUAGAGUACUGGUACAUAUCGGUACGGUACUCAGAAUUGCAUCAUUUACUACCGACCCCCUACUGCGGUGCGGACUAUCAUUUGUAGAGUAGUUACUAGACUCUACCCUACUCUAGUACUCAGAAGUUAGAACUGUGUCAAAUUGCUUUAUUUCUGUCUCUCCUCCAGCUCCAUCAAUGAUCACGGGCUAUGAUAGGUAGCCAAACCAAGCUCCAGACCUCGGGCCCGUUCAAAGGUGA
Messenger RNA from Tricharina praecox, 859 nucleotides. RefSeq lists its product as uncharacterized. The coding region runs from base 12 to 707 and encodes 231 amino acids. The transcript has 2 exons. The record is from RefSeq and is a predicted model, not a curated record. NCBI's taxonomy places the organism in Eukaryota, Fungi, Ascomycota, Pezizomycetes, Pezizales, Pyronemataceae.